AUCUAACUUUUAUCUUUGCCAACCAUGCUGUUUAUGCUAUCUGUGUUGGCCUUCUUUGCCCUUGUGGCUCUGCUCAUCUUUCGAUAUCGCGUUUCUCUAGCACCCUAUGUUCCUGAGCGAGUGAAGGCUUUCUUUCCCAAACUGAGACAUUACACUCCUCUUUCGACCUUUGCCGAACAAGCAAAUGCAGGCCUUUCCUCCUCUGACUUUGACAUUGAGGCGAAUUUGCGAAAUGGUGAUUCAAGAACUGGCCUCGACGAGCAGGGCACGCAAGAGGUCAUGGAAAUUAUGCAGAGAGAGCGUGUAAACUUUGAUCAGGCUCGGCUGAUUCGUCACAACCGGAUUCUUGCUCACAAUGGGAUCGAUGCAUCAGGGAUGCCGCUAGAUUCCAAGGCGGUAACGCACUUGUGACCUUCAAACCUAUUAUUUCGUAUUGUUCUUUGUUAAAGGCUGUUUCUGCCAUUCCACACAGCCUUCUACUACGUUUCUGAUCCACCGUCAUCUGAUGUUCUUUUAACCUUUCAUUUACACACCGAUGCGUAUUCCUAUGCUUUUGUAUCAAAGAUCUGUUGUAAUCUACACCUUUUCACGGUCGACCUUAGUACAAGCCCAGCGAUUUGGAGACCAAGUUCAUAUCAAGCAGUCCACCAGAUCGCAGUCCUGUAGACCGUGCUCAGUCUAAAUGAUUAGUGUUAGUUGAGAGAAGCCGUACAUCCACAAUCUGGCAUAGUCGUGCACACGCACCGCCAACCGUACCGAAUGUACUGUUCGACCAAUGAUCUUGGUGGCUCAAAUACAUACCGAAUUGAUGCACAAUAACUUGCUUGGAGUGAGUUCUGG
Molecule: messenger RNA, 840 nt
Organism: Guyanagaster necrorhizus
Lineage: Eukaryota; Fungi; Basidiomycota; Agaricomycetes; Agaricales; Physalacriaceae
Exons: 5
Coding region: 25-411 (128 amino acids)
Source: RefSeq, a predicted model, not a curated record